CCAGACAGAAUAUAGGCUUGGAUUUGAAGUUGGGAAAAGUUUGUCCCUCUAAUAGAAAGGUUAGCUAACUCUGGUCUCUAUCAGGGUUUGGCUAAUUUACAGAAAAUCUAUCCCUGCUUUUCUUAAAAAAUAAAAUGUCAAAUGCCAGGAAAGUAACAGAAGAGAAAAAAAAAGUUUUAAGCUGUAAUAUCCAAGAAAUGAUGUUUAAUAGGUGCAAAAGAAUACUGACAAAGGAGAGGUUUAGUGGGGAGGGACAUGAGUGAGAUUUGGGUAAGUAGAAGGGGACAGAAUAGACAUCCGCCCGGAAAUACUGGGAGCAGUACAGGAACCCUCAGCUUUCACUUUUCUCCUUCUCUCUCUUUUUAAUAAUCAGUUGGUAUUUUAUAUGCAUUGGAGUUGGAUUUAACUUUCAAAGUAAAAACCCCCGUUUUAAAGUUCUCAUAGUUCUCUUUACUCUCUCUCUUUCUGCCACACAUCACUCUGAGCAGUCGCAGCAUUGCAGCAGCAACAGUUGCAGCACUGCUACUGCUCAGUUUGCAGUCAAGAAGCCAAAAAAGAAAACAUCGAAAACACCUUCCUUCCAUAAUAAUCCAAAAAAAAUAUUACUCCAUGUACUACCAUAUAUAUACAUAUACAUGUCUAAUUAUUGCUAUAAAUAUUAAUAUUAUCAUUUAAUUAAAGCUCACAAAAGCUUGAUUUGACUAAAACCCCAUCACCCCCUAAAAAAAAGAAAUUUGGUUUUUUUUUUCUUUUUUUUUUUAGGGUCUUGAUUCAACUUCUUUUUGCAAUGCCAAAGUUGCACUUGCUCUUUUAUCUUGAAAAACCUUUCUCUAAAGUGCAUUCAUGAAAUAGUAAUACCUCUUCUUCGUUACUCACUGCUUCCUGUCAAAAAAACCUAAACUUUCCUUCAACUUCUCCAAAAAACCGUUUCUUUCUAGGCUUUUUUUGGACUAGCCAAUGGGGGGUUUAAUCGAUCUGAACACUACAGAAGACGACGAAACGCCGUUAUCUGGUUCUUUAUCUCCAUCUUCGUCUUCAGCUUCCGUGUUGAGUGUCUCUGGUGCUGCUGCUUCUGGUUCUAGUUCUAGUUCUUCAGUUUGUUUAGAGCUUUGGCAUGCGUGUGCUGGUCCACUUAUAUCUUUGCCAAAGAGAGGAAGUGUAGUGGUGUACUUCCCUCAGGGGCACUUGGAACAAGUGUCCGAUUUUUCCGGCGUAGCUGCAGCUUAUGAUCUCCCUCCCCACGUGAUUUGUCGGGUUGUUGAUGUCAAGCUCCAUGCUGAGGGUGCCACGGAUGAGGUUUACUCGCAAGUUUCACUAGUUCCUGAAAGUGAGCAAAUUGAGCAGAAGUUGCAAGAGAGGAAGACAGAGGCAGCUGGUGAAGAUGAGGAUGCAGAAGUUGAUAUCAAGUCAACCACGCCUCACAUGUUCUGCAAGACCCUUACGGCUUCUGAUACCAGUACACAUGGAGGCUUCUCUGUACCUCGUCGAGCUGCUGAGGACUGCUUCCCUCCCUUGGAUUAUAAUCAGCAGAGGCCCUCACAAGAGCUUGUUGCAAAAGACCUGCAUGGCUUGGAAUGGAGAUUUCGACACAUUUAUAGGGGGCAACCACGGAGGCAUUUGCUCACUACUGGAUGGAGUGCUUUUGUAAAUAAGAAGAAGCUUGUCUCUGGAGAUGCUGUGCUUUUUCUUAGGGGUGAGGAUGGAGAACUGAGGCUGGGAAUCCGAAGAGUUACUCAAAUUAAAAAUGGCACUUCUUUUCCAUCCUUGUGCAGUCAGCAGUUGAACAGCAGCACUUUUGUAGAUGUGGUCCAUGCUAUAUCUAUGAAAAGUGUUUUCAGCAUUUACUACAAUCCAAGCAGAGCCAGUUCAUCAGAGUUCAUAAUACCAUUGCAUAAAUUCUGGAAGAGUCUUGAUCAUUCUUUUUCUAUUGGAAUGAGGUUCAAAAUGCGGUUUGAAACUGAAGAUGCUGUAGAACGAAGAUAUACAGGAUUAGUAACAGGAAUUGGUGAUAUGGAUCCUGUUAGAUGGCCUGGUUCUAAGUGGAGAUGCCUGCUGGUAAGGUGGGAUGAUAUUGACACCAAUAGGCAUUGCAGGGUUUCUCCCUGGGAAAUCGAAUCAUCUGGUUCAAUUUCUAGUUCUAACAUCUUGCUCACUCCUGGUUCAAAAAGGAGCAGGGUUGGAUUGCCUUCAGGAAAACCUGAAUUUGUGGUUACUGAUGGCAUUGGAGCAUCCAACUUUGGGGAAUCUUCAAGAUUCCCAAAGGUCUUGCAAGGUCAAGAAAUUUUGGGUUUUAACACACUUUAUGAUGGUGCUGAUAGUCAAAAUAUGCAUCAGUCUGAUAUAAGGCGGUGCUUUCCUGGUUCUAAUGGUUCUGGUAUUGCUGCAAUAGGAAAUGUUGGUAGAGACCCACCCGUGAAUCCUGAUAUUUCCUAUAAAGGUGUAGGCUUUGGGGAAUCUUUCCAAUUCCAUAAGGUCUUGCAAGGUCAAGAAAUUUUUGUAAGCCCUUCAUAUAGAAGAGGCCCAACUGCAGAUGAGAAUCGAGAAAAUGACGGUCCUGGUGUCUCGGAUGCUGGUCAGUUGUCAGGAACUCGAAGUAGAUGGUCUUCUUUGAUGCAGGGCCAUAAUGCUCAUAGUCGUAUACUACCAUCUGCACAAGUGUCCUCACCAUCUUCAGUGUUAAUGUUCCAACACGCAAGCAAUCCAAUUCCAAACCUCAAUAGCGAGGAAAAGGAGCAGGGAGUUAACAAGCGGGGUUCUUUUCGUGCUCCUGAGACUUGUGGGGGAAAGUUAUUGCCAUCUUCUGCUGGUGAAUACAAUUCCCGUCCGAGGGAUCUUGGAAGUGUGGAUUCUUUUGGUCAUUCAAUUGCUUUUGUUCAACUUGGUGAUACUCACCCUCUGGCAGCUCAGCCAGCAUUUAGGACUACUCAAGAAUUAGCUUCCUCAUGUAAAAGUAGCUGCAGACUUUUUGGUUUCUCCUUGACUGAGGGAAGACAUGAUGCUACUAAGGAGGACAACAUGGUGCAAGCAACCUCAUCAUUGGCUCCUGGAGCAUUUCUACCUCGUAUUGGAGAACAGUUUCACCCAAAGCCUCCAGCAAUGACAAACACUGUUCGAAGCAAUUGUACCAAAGGAAUUCUUCGACAUUGUCUCAAAAAUUAUGAUAUAUACUGAUGAAGAUGCCGCAGAAGCAGCUGAUGUUGGGCAGGAAGAUGCCUAUGGUUGCUCUAGUUGCUUGUGUGUUUUGAUUGUAAGAAUCUAUCUGAUGACCUAAAAUUGGAAAAUUGUAAUUAUUCUAUGAAAUGACUUGAUUUUAUCUUAACUGCCUUGUGGCUAUCAUAAGAAGACCAUGUGUUAACCCUUGUGAUUGUAUUCUAUUCAAACCCCAUGCAGUUCCAUUCUAUUUCGGUUGGUUGAUGAACCCAAUCUGCUACAUUGAAAAUAGUCAUGGUUUUUCAACUUCAAUGAUCAGGUUGAAAUCAAAUCUAACAGUAUCAAUUUUAAAAAAGGGUACGGAUAAACAUUAAAUGCAGAACAAGUUAAUAACCUGCAGUUAACCGGAAUCGAAUAUGACGGGAUCGUCCCAAUUCAAGCACUGCCGACCGUUGAGGCCUGGAAGAAUAGCGAAAAUAAA
Durio zibethinus is the source of this 3631-nucleotide messenger RNA. RefSeq names its product auxin response factor 3-like. Gene Ontology annotation, cellular component: nucleus. Gene Ontology annotation, molecular function: DNA binding. Lineage: Eukaryota; Viridiplantae; Streptophyta; Magnoliopsida; Malvales; Malvaceae. The record is from RefSeq and is a predicted model, not a curated record. Gene Ontology annotation, biological process: regulation of DNA-templated transcription; response to hormone.